AGCGCCUCACCCCCCGUCCCAUCAUCCGCUGCUACUGGUGCUGCUGGUGCUGCUGGUGCUGCUGGAGCGGGAUUAUCCACAAGUCCUGCCCGCCUCCAACGCGAGCCACACGGGGAACGCUGGAGACUUGUUGCGCGUAAUUCGGCGGAGCGCGCCAGCUCAUCCAAGUGGUUCCUGUCCGUGCGUGCGAUGUUUUGAUUCGAGACGUGUCCGCGGCGCCGGAAGGGACCGAGAGCAACUGGGACUCUCAGCCUGAAACCAGCUCCUGUCUGCGCCCAGUGACGAUGAGAACAUCCGACCACAGCCAACCAAACCCGGGUGAUUAGAGUCCCUCCGAGCCGCUGCCGCACGGAGCCAGUUCCUCCUGUCGAUGGCACCGACUCUCAGCCAAGUCAAACUUUAUCAGAUCCCACUUCAUUAGAGUCACUCUCCUCCUCUUCAUCCUCAUCAUCCCUCUUCUUCCUCCUCGUCGAGCCGCUUCUCCUCAUCGACAUGUCUGAGAGAGACGGACACGGGGACGCGCUGUGCCGGGACGCAGCUCCGGACUUCAUCCCGCCGAGGGCGUCCCGCGGCCGGCGGAGCGGAGUGGUCCUCCCCGGCGGCGGCGGCCAGGACACCGACACCAUCCUCCUGGAGUCCGUGAGGGCGGCCCCGCGCCGGAGCAGCAUCAUCAAGGAUCCCUCGGUGCAGAAAGUGGGCGGCGGCCGGAAGAAGACGGUGUCCUUCAGCAGCAUGCCCUCUGAGAAGAAGGUGAGCAGCGCGGCCGACUGCCUGGCCUUCAUGCAGGGCGGCUGUGAGCUGAAGAAGAUCCGGCCCAACUCCCGGCUCUACUGCCGGUUCUACACCCUGGACCCGGACCUGAGCUGCCUGCGCUGGGAGCCGUCCAAGAAGGACGGGGAGCGGGCCCGGCUGGACGUGAGCAGCGUCCGGGAGGUCCGCACCGGGAAGAGCACCGAGACCUUCCUCCACAACGGGCCCCUGUGUGAGCAGCUGGCCGAGGAGGCAGCCUUCUCCAUCAUACAUGGAGACGACUACCAGUCUCUGGACCUGGUUGCACUGUCUGCUGAUGUGGCCAACAUCUGGGUGACGGGCCUGCGCUACCUGCUGGCCCACCCGUCUGUGAUCGGCGGGGCCGGGGGAGGUGGUGGAGGAGGCCUGGGGGAAGGAGGCGUGGUGGCGGUGGAUGGAAGCCUGGGCAGCAAGAUGAGGAGCGAGUGGCUGGCGGCGGAGUUCGGCCAGGUGGACGAGGACGGCUACGGCAUCGUGUCGGAGGACGUCGCGGUCGCCACCAUCUGCAAACUGUGUCCCGGCAUCAGGGAGGCGAAGGUGCGUCUGCGUUUCAAGGAGAUCCAGCGCAGCAAAGAGAAGCUGACCUCCCAUGUGACCCGGGAGGAGUUCGAGGAGGCCUUCUGCGAGCUCUGCACCCGGCCCGACGUCUACUUCCUCCUGGUGCAGCUGUCCAAGGACCGCGAGUGUCUGGACCCCCAGGACCUGCGUCUCUUCCUGGAGACGGAGCAGGGUCUGUCCCUGGCCACGGCCGAGGGCUGCUGGGAGCUGCUGAGGCGCCACGAGCCCUCGGCUCAGGGCCGCGAGCGGGGGCUGAUGGGUCUGGACGGGUUCGCUCGCUACCUGCAGUCGCCCGAGUGUCAGCUGCUGGACCCGGAGCACCUGGGGGUGUGUCAGGACAUGAACCUGCCGCUGUCCCACUACUACGUCAGCACCUCGUACCGCUCCUACCUGCUGGAGGACCAGGUCCACGGCAGAGCCGACCUCGGGGGUCUGAUCAAGUCCCUGCAGUCCGGCUGUCGGUGCCUGGAGCUGGGAGUGACCGACGGCCCAGAGGGGGAGCCCCUGCUGGGGGUGGACUACGGGCCAGAAGUCCCCCGCCACCAUCACCACCACCACCACCACCAUCACCACCAUGCUCCUGUGACCAUCCGCUCUGCUCUGGAGGUGGUGAACAAGUACGCCUUCCUGACCUCCCAGUACCCGCUGCUGGUGUACCUGUGCCAGCGCUGCUCUCCGGCCCAGCAGCGGACGAUGGCCCAGCACCUGAAGAAGGUGUUCGGCUCCCGGCUCUUCACGCCGGAGGCCCUGCCCGUGUGCCUGGGGGGGCGAGCCACCACCCUGCCCUCCCCCGAGCAGCUGAAGGGACGCAUCCUGCUCGUGGGGAAGAAGCUGCCUCCGGAGCAGCAGGGCUCGGACGGAGAGGUCUCUGAGGAGGAUGAGGAGAUAGGAGGAGGAGGCCCGUUGGCAGGGCGGAGAAUGACCAUCCCCGGGGAGGAGGAACUGGGCGUGGUCCUGGUGGUGCCUCCGCCCUCUCAACCCCGGAAGCUGCGUCUCCACAAAGAGCUGUCAGACCUGGUGGUCAUCGGUCGGAGCGGCAGCCGCAGCUUCUACGCCCAGAGGGGGAGUCACAAGCACGCUCAGCAGCAGUCCCCCCCCAGCAGCCCCUCCUCCCCCGGCACCCCCGCUGCCCCCGAGCCGCCUUACUGGACCCUGUGCUCCCUGGGGGAGGGAGAGGGCGGGCGGCUGACCAGCGAGAGCCCGGAGGACCUGGUCAUGUUCACAAAGCGCACUUUGACCCGGGUGAGACCCAGCUCGGUGCGCCUGGACUCCAGCAACCCCAACCCCCAGGGGUACUGGAAGGGAGGGGUCCAGCUCGUGGCCUUGAACCAGCAGACCCCCGGCGCCAUGCUGGACCUGCACCGAGGUCGCUUCCAGCAGAACGGGGGGUGUGGCUACGUGCUGCGCCCGGCGGUGAUGAGGGACGAGGUGUCGUACUUCAGCGCCCACACUCAGGGGUGUGUCCCGGGGGUUCCCCCCCAGACGCUCCGCAUCAAGGUCAUCAGCGCCCACAACCUGCCCAAGCCUCAGGGCUCGGGGGCGAAGGGAGAGGUCAUCGACCCCUACGUGGUCCUGGAGCUGCACGGCGUCCCGGCCGACUGCGCCGAGCAGCGGACUCGAACCGCCGCUCAGAACCAGGACGACCCGCUGUUCGAUGAGACCUUCGAGUUCCAGGUCAACAUGCCGGAGCUGGCCUUGCUGCGCUUCGUGGUUUUGGACGACGACUACAUCGGAGACGACUUCAUCGGUCAGUACAGCGUGGCCUUCGAGUGCCUCCAGCCCGGCUACCGCAACGUGCCCCUGCUGGGCCUGGUGGGAGACCCCUUGCCCCACACCAGCCUGUUUGUCCACGUGGCCGUCACCAACCGGCGAGGAGGCGGCAAGGCCCAGAGGCGGGGGCUGUCGGUGAGGCGGGUGGGCCGGAGGGGGCGGGACCACGUCACGCUGAGGCACACCAGCAUCAAGGUGGUGGACGAGACCUUCAAGACGGCCGGGGGGGCCCUGAAGGAGGCGGCGGAGCUCAGGGACGACGCUCAGAGCACAACGGCCAGUUUCAAGGAGCAGUGUGGGCUCCCCACGGUGGCCAAGCUCAAGCAGUGCAUCCAGAGCCUGGCCACCAGGCUGCAGAGCCCCGAGGGGCCCUUGGGGGCCACCAUGGUGCUGAGGGAGGGCUACCCCUGUCUGGAGCCACUGGCCAACCUGUCGGAGCCGACACGCAAACUGCUCAGCGCCUACGACACGAUGAUCGCUGCUCAGAAGCAGCUGAUCGAGAACGCAGACGCCGUCCAGGAGAGGAUCGCCCAGGUGCAGAGAGAAGGCAUGGACUUCCACGAGGACCUGUCCCGGCUCGGGGAGAAGGACGGACUGAAGGGACGGAAGCUGUGCAAAGCUGUGGAGAGCUUCACCUGGAACAUCACUGUCCUGAAGGGUCAGAGCGAUCUGCUACGAGGAGCCAAGGUGGAUUCCCUGGACGCUCUGCGGCAGCUGGCUCUGGCCUGUGAAGCCUGCGGACUCGCCUCCUCCUCCUCCUCCUCCUCCUCCUCCUCCUCCUCCUCCGCCAACUCCUCGUCCUCCACCUUCUCCGCUGCCGAGCUGCACUACUCCUCCCACUCGCUGUCGGGCCGCCGCAGCAGCACGCACGGAAACGGACGCAUUUGACCCGGCUCGCUGCCCCCGGGUCCAGCUCGCUGCCAAAGACGGAGAGAGAGCGAAGAGAGUAAAUACAGAGGAUGUGAGAGAGACAGAGCAACAGCAGAGCGGAGGAGGUGGAGGCCCCAGAGGAGGAGGUGGAGGCCCCAGAGGAGGAGUCUCUGUCCCCAGUGUGUAGACUUGCCUAGAACAGUUUAUCUGUUAAAGCCUUAACGUGAGUUCAUCCAUUCAUCACUGACGCUCCCGCCCGAGGAGAAGCUUCUCGUGAAUGUGCUGAAUCAGAGGUGGAGAAGCAGACGUGGCUCCUCCACCCUCCGACGGCUCCUGCUCGACUUUGUGAGAGACUCGUAAAGAAAUCAGAGACACCUGGAUAGUGACGAUGGCGCUGUGGUAGAGCGGGUGUUCACAGACCUGAUGGUGUUUUAGACGGAUUGAGAUCCAGCCUCAGCAGAUAUCACGACCUCUGUGUGUGGGCCAUUACAGAACGGGUUGAAUUGAGGGAUAGAAGUAAAGAUGAAGAUUUGCAGUAUAAUAAUACUUUCAAAGCGUUUUUUAUUUUUUAGAUUUAACUGCAGUUGAUGCAACUGAACUUUAGUCGAAGCUUCAUGUAAAGAAAAUGUCCUUCUACAUCGAAAUUGAUAAAGAAGAAGCUUUAAAUUAACGUGAGAUUAACAUGAGUGACUGUGCUAAGGAUGAUUGACAGUUAUUAACAACGACCGGAUUGGCUGGACACGCCUCCUGGUCAAAAACACUUUGUCUGUUUGGAGACAUAACGUGAAAUUAAUUAAUUGCGUCUCUUCUCUUGGUAAAUAUUUCAUUUUCAUAACUAAAAACUGAGCUCCUGAGCCGUUUUCUGUGUGAGGCCGGUUGCUCUGAUACGGAUGAAUUGUGUAGUGUGUUGAAUGAGCAGUGGACACACACACAGACACACACAGACACACACACAGGUCACUGGUCUCUCCCCUCGGUCACGUUCACUGGACGAGGGCCCGGCUGUAACGUGAGGAGGUGUAAUGGAUCCCACCUGUACUGUAACUGGAGAAGUCCUUGUGUAUUUACUGUAGUACUACAUGUGUGUGUGUGUAGAAGUACAUGUGGGGAUCACACAACCUCCUCGCCCACGUGUGGGUCGGUGUGUGUGUGUUUGUGUGUAGAAGCCACAGAUUCCCGCAGCGUUGAUGAAGUUUAAGAUGUAGCAAUAAUAAUAGUUGUGAGUUAUGAAACGUUGUGUUUAACUCACGAACGAUUGAAAACAACACAACUAACUGGUGUCAGCAGGUGCUACUGGGCUCGUGGUUGUGCGUACCUGUCGGUGACGUUGGCGUUCCUCGAAGCCUUUUGUGUGUAACCGUGUUUCUUCUUAGAACAAACACCUGGUUCUCGUUCUUUGAACCGAGCUUUUGUACGUUCUCUUGUUUCUUGUGAUGCUGCGUUUGAACCAAACGUGACUGAAGUGAUGCUAACACACAGGACUAAGCUAACGGGAUUAGAAAGACCUCCUUCAAUACUGUCCCACGUCCAUGUCCUCACUUCUCCAGGGAUUUUCAUGCCUCGGUUUCUUUAGAGUCAAUGUCUCGGAAAUGCUAAAUUAUCUUUAAAAUAUAAGGUUUGAAAUCAGAAAGAAACAUUUUGUGUUUUUGAAAAUUGGAUUAAAGAUCUUGUGCACAUCAGGAAAAUCUCGAAACAACUGAUUUGGUUAAAUCUAUUUCCUCCUAAUCUGAUUUCAGACAUUUGUUUUCCCUGAGGGGCUGAGAAGGUCCGAGAAAGUUGUGUAACUUUUCCUGCAGCCUCUUGGUAAAAUGUCCACGUGAGAAAACAGCAGGAGAAUGUCGGGACGAGUUUGUUGUUGUGUCUCGACACGCAACGUGAUGAUAGAGCAGCCGAACACGUAGAGGACUCAGACUAAGACCAGGAGACUCCAGAGCUCUCUGGUGAAGAGGGCGACUCCGGUGUGGAUGAGCUGUAAACAAAACCCACUCCACCCACUCGCAUGAAUGUUCUCCACAAUUUCCUGUUGUUGUGAUCGAGUCGGACCCGAACAAUCUCCUGCUGCGUUCCUCACAUGUGAAACACAAACUGGAUCUAGAGCUUUCUGUGAGUUCAUGUCUGAAAACAGCUUCGAGCGUUUGAAGAAAGCAAAGUGCAGCAGCGGAGGAGAAGAAGAAGAAGA
Messenger RNA from Pleuronectes platessa (European plaice), 6166 nucleotides. It is a transcript of the gene plcl1, whose product is annotated as phospholipase C like 1. Lineage: Eukaryota; Metazoa; Chordata; Actinopteri; Pleuronectiformes; Pleuronectidae. Gene Ontology annotation, biological process: intracellular signal transduction; lipid metabolic process. The record is from RefSeq and is a predicted model, not a curated record. Gene Ontology annotation, molecular function: phosphatidylinositol-4,5-bisphosphate phospholipase C activity.